CUGCGCGGGGGACCCGGUCCCGCCCCGGGGGCGGUCGGGGGCGGCCGGCCCGUCCCCUUUAAGCGGCGCGGCGGAGGGUCCCGCCCGCUCAUUUCCGAGCACGCAGGAAGUGCAGGCGGCUCCGCGCCGGCCCGCGCGGUUCUGUCUUCGGUUUGCUGACUCAAACCACAGAUUCCAAGGAAAGGAGGGGAAGUGGAAUAAAGUACUCAAGUGCCAGAGGAAAAGCAAGACUAGCCAAUGAAAAUUACUAUUACUAAACUGUAGAUUGCUCUCACACAUAGUGGGGGGGGGAAAUUGCUGUCUGUUCAAAGCUUACAAAAUUACUUUUGCAGAUUUCCUUCACAAAACUUCAAAUAAGCUAGUCCCCUUCAACUAGGGCUGAAUUAGGAAAUGGAAAUAUGAUUCCUUGCUGGUGUCUUCCAUCUUCCUCUGCCUUUGCAGUUUUUUUUUGUUUGGGGUAGGAAAUCCCGAACAAAUUGUAUGGCGUCAGCCAGACUUACAGUUGAUGGUUAUGGAUGACACAAGAACUUCAGAUUUACAUCUCUGCAAUGACACCUGAUUAAAGCAAAGCUUGAAAAGUGCUCAUCUGCUACGUUACCAGAACUUGUAGUAGCUAUUACAGUUGUGUUUUCUCUCUAAGAUUUGAAAUCAGGGGUGAUGUCCCCUGGAAAGCAAGAGCAGAUAAGUCAUCUUUUAGGAUUGGAAACAGAAAUAAUAUGAGAAUGCCCAGAAGAGGCUUAGUAAUUCAAGCCAGGACUCGUUGGCUAUUGGUGGGCCUUGCUUUACUAUUCAGUUUAGUUUUGCUCAUGUAUUUGCUGGAGUGUGCUCCACAAACAGAUGGCAAUGGAUCUCUGCCUGGUGUCGUAGGUGAAAGCAUGGGUAAAGAAUACUAUCAAGCUCUCUUGCAGGAACAAGAAGAGCAUUAUCAAAACCGAGCUACCAGUCUGAAACGUCAGAUUGCCCAGCUAAAGCAAGAGCUUCAGGAAAUGAGUGACAAAUUGAAGUCCCUGCAGGAAAAAAAAAACCCAAAGGUCAAUGGUAUGAGCUACCAGGGCACCAAAGAACAAACAUCCAAUGAUCUCCUGGAGUUUCUUCAUUCCCAGAUUGACAAAGCUGAGGUGAGCGUGGGGGCCAAACUGCCUAGUGAGUAUGGAGUCAUUCCUUUUGAAAGCUUUACAUCCAUGAAAGUGUUCCAGUUGGAGAUGGGGCUCACUCGGCAUCCAGAAGAGAAACCCGUUAGAAAGGAUAAACGAGAUGAACUGGUGGAAGUUAUCGAGGCUGGCCUAGAAGUUAUCAAUAAUCCAGAUGAAGAAGAUGGACAAGAUGAAGAUGAUGGAGUAGGAGACAGGCAGCUGUAUAGUGAAAAUGAUUUUAUCGAAGGUUACUAUCGUACAGAAAGAGAUAAGGGGACACAGUAUGAGCUGUUUUAUAAGAAGAUGGAUGGCAUGGAGUACAGGCAUGUCACCUUGUUCCGACCUUUUGGACCCCUCAUGAAAGUGAAGAGUGAAACAGUCGAUAUUUCUAGAUCGAUCAUUAACGUUAUUGUUCCUCUUGCUGGAAGAACUGAGGCAUUUGCACAAUUUAUGCAAAACUUUAGGGAUGUGUGCAUUCAUCAGGAUAAGCGUGUUCACCUCACAGUGGUGUACUUUGGACAAGAUGGUCUGUCAGAAGUAAAAAGCAUCCUAGAAUCUGUAGCUAGAGAAACUGACUUUCACAAUUACACGCUUGUCUCUCUGAAUGAGGAAUUCAACCGAGGCCGAGGACUUGACAUGGGUGCCAGAGCCUGGGAAAAGGGCGAGGUCCUGAUGUUCUUCUGUGAUGUUGAUGUUUAUUUCACAGCCGAAUUCCUCAACAGCUGUCGCUUAAAUGCUGAGCCCGGAAAGAAAGUUUUCUAUCCUGUGGUAUUCAGCCUUUACAAUCCUGCUAUUGUCUAUGCCAAUCAAGAUAUACCACCUCCUGUGGAGCAGCAAUUGGUACACAAGAAGGAUUCUGGUUUCUGGAGGGAUUUUGGCUUUGGGAUGACUUGUCAAUAUCGGACAGACUUUCUGACUGUUGGGGGUUUUGACUUGGAAGUGAAAGGCUGGGGCGGCGAGGACGUUCACCUGUACAGGAAGUACCUGCACGGGGAGCUGAUGGUGAUCAGGACGCCGGUGCCCGGGCUGUUCCACCUGUGGCACGAGAAGCACUGCGCGGACGAGCUGACCCCGGAGCAGUACCGCAUGUGCAUCCAGUCCAAAGCCAUGAACGAGGCGUCGCACUCGCACCUGGGCAUGCUGGUGUUCCGCGAGGAGAUCGAGGCGCACCUCCGCAAGCAGGCCUACAGGACUAACAGCGAGGCCGUGCGCUGAGGGGCUCCCCGCCCGCUCCUGACUGCACAUUCACAGUCAACCAGCAUCCUGUUACAGCCUUAAUUCAGCUCACAAAUGCAGUGCCUCUCUUUUUCGGUGAAGAAGAGUUUAGAGAGUUUUUGGUUCUCGUGUUUGUUUUCUGAGUAAUCCUUUGAUAGGCUCUUACCUACGCAUCCUGUGAGUUCAAGCACCUCAGAUAAAUUGGAUGGCAUAUGUAGUUCAAGGAAAGUGUUUUCAGUAUCAACUGGAAAAAUCUGUGGAAUGUACAGUUCAACACUUUUCCAUGUGGUACAUUUCUGUUCUUAUAUUUGCAUUCUUUUGAGAAUUAAAUGAAAUAAUCUUUCGUGUCUUGAGUAUUUUCAGUCUGUAUGGCUCACUGCACUGUGACUUUAGAAGGAUACUAUACUUAGACUCUGUUGUAGAAACAAGAGAAAGGUGUGGGAAAAUAAUCUCACCAUGCUGACCAGUACAGCAGCUGUGGAAGGUGCUGAUUCCACAGCAAGGGCUUGGUGCCACAUUUGCUGUAUUGACAGACAUUGACAUGGUUGAAUAGAGAAUAAUUUGGGGAGGUGGGAAUGAAAAUCCCUUUAAGUGGAAUUUUAGAGCAUAUAAUGGAAGUUCACACUGCGAAGGAAAUGCCACCUUCUUAUUUCAGUGAUAGAUCAGACAAGUUGGGAACAUUGCAGCUGGGUGUUUCUGUGCCUGCUCUUUUCCCACAGCAGAUGCCAUAUCUCUUCUAGAAACUGAGCUGUGCUAUUAAACUUGUUUGUUCAAAUAAUUUUGCCCCCACUCGUUAUUCCAAGGCCCUGCCUAUGUAUCUCAUCUGUUAAGUUGAGGAACUACCUUAUAAUUCCCAUACGAAUUUAUUAGUGGCCUGUUUGCUAGUGUGCCAGUAUUUUCCUUGUGCAUUCUUUUAUUUUGGGCAUUUUCCUGACAUGUUUUUGUAAUGUGUCAUAUACUUAUAGUUGUUUCAGUGACUGAAAAAACAAGUGCUAUUACAGUCUUCCUUUAUACAAUGCUCUUCGUUACACUGAUCAUUCUAGCAGCCUUAUUUCUUCACUUUUUCAGUUUGCAGAUGUUUUAGGGUUUUGGUUCUUUUUCCUCUGGGUUUUCCUUUUGGUUUUUGGUUUUUUUUGGGGUUUUUUUUUUUUUUUGGUUUUUUCUGUUUGGGGUUUUGGGGUUUUUUUUGGGGUUUUUUUUGGGUUUUUUUUGGUUUUUUUUUUUUUUUUUUUUCCUUAUUGGGAUUUUUGAGCAUGUUUAAGCAGAAUUAUGCUGUGGUUUCAUUAGUGCCGUGUACAAUGGCACUACUACUUUGGUACUUACCUUUUGGGUGUUUUGGGAUGCAUAAACAGUUCAAACACAGGCAGGUCAUUUUUCUCCAUUUUCUUAUAUGAUACCAUAUGGCAUGCCUCAUUUUUUAAUACAUUUGUUUAUAGAAUGAAUGCAGAGAAUGCUAAUUCGGUGGUUAAACCAUUUGCAUGGUUUCUGCUGAAUAUAGAUAUUAGUUGAAAACCUUUCUCAAACCAGGUAAUUAAGAUCUGUUUAUGGAUUUAUUUUGCUCAAGAAUUCUGAAGGCAAUUUAAGAUUUAAAUGAUUGAUUUCUGAAUAGCAGAAAUGCUGUGCAAAUAGUUCUGGGCACUGAUCCUUUUUUAUAUGUAUAUAAAAUUUGCCUUUAUGUAACUUAUUGUGGAGAACAGUGUACUGUAUUGUACUUAGAGUGAAGAGAAUGCAUUGCAGGACUUCUUGCAAUUUAUAUUCUCAAUAUAAUAAAUGGAAUUUCUGCAUUUUAGAAAUUGUUUUAAGCUGUUUCUCUGAAAUAUGCUUUUACAAAAAUAUGGUACAGAGCAUAACACACUGGAUUCAAAUAAUAUUUGCAGUGAAAAAUUCAACCAGCUCACUUUUGCAUCUCGGGUGUCUACUCAGACCAGAGAUGAGAGUUUGUUCCUUGAACAACUUAGAUUUACACCAGAUUUACCUUAUCGUGGUUGUUGCUAACAAAAAUUGUAAGGUAUGGAUGACUACAAGAUGAAAUACAUUGGUGUUAUGACUUGGGGUGAAGAUACAAGUGGGGCAUUCUCCUGAGACUCCAGCCUUUAAAACUUCAGGACAGCUGCUGCUGUCCUGGGGGCACAAGAAUAAACAUCCAAAAAUGCCUCUCGCUGACACCACUGCUGGUUGACAUGCCCUGGAAUGGACACAGAGGUAGGGCAUAGGCCCAGCAUUGCUGCACCUCAGCUCUCAGCACUCAGAAUGCUGCCCAGGAGGAUCCAGUUGUCCCUGUUCUCAUGUUUUGGAAACAUGGCAGAGUGCUGGUAUCCAGGUGUCUCAGGUUCUGCUGUUUUCCACUGUGUGGUUGGGCUUAGCAGCAGCAGCGAGGGAGAUCGGUGUCAGCUGGUCCCGUCCGGGUGAUGAAAACCGAGGCAUGCUCUUUCCCAGGAAGAUGGGUAACUCUUCUUGGAUGUGUUUCCUAACUUCAUCCAAGAAAGAAAGCAAGUUAGUUGUACUUCAAAUACAAAACUCUCUUGCUUGGGAACAAGACUUGGCUUUUCCAAGGUGUGCUCUGCCUGCAGAGGAAGAAUAAGCCCCGCACUGGGGGGGUUUGUUUAGCUUGGGCUGCUGCUGGGGCACUGCAGAGAAGAGUGACAGUCACAAUCUGUGCCCAGGGUCGGUGCUUGGGUUAUAUGGCCGAGUGCUGGGCCUCAUCCUCCUGUUUUGACAGAUGCUGUUUACAUAACACACUUUUUUUGAGUGGUGGUCCAAGUGAUUUCCUGGAGGAGUCACUGUGUUUUAGUGCUAGAGUAGUAAAUAUAGUAACACUUAUUUAAAUAGGAACAUGCUCCACUGAAUCAUGAAUUAAUUUUGAUUCUGUUGCGUGCUAGUCACAGAAAUUGUAACCUUUUCCAAGGAAUUUGCAAGCUGUAGUCUUCCCUAGAGAGAAGUGUUCUUCAUUAAAGGAAAUCAAGAUGAGAUUAGCUCAGCGUGAACUUUUACUUUAGACUAUUGCAGGAACAAAUGUGGGUUGUGCUUUUGAAAUUGUUUAAAAAUAUGUUAUGCAAUAAGACCCGUAGAUACCAAUUUCAGCAGAUACAGAUGGAAAACACUUAGGGGAAAUAGUUCUGGGUCUCCUGCAUACAGAAGAAAAUACUGGGAUUUUUUAUUUCCAUAAAAGCCUUUGGACUCUGAGAUGAACACACUUAUGAAAAUCAAAACUUAUUUGUAAACUAUGUUCAAGAAGAGAAUGGCAUCAGGAGGAAAACAGAAGUAGUAGGUGAGCCCUAACCACUUGUAUCUGAAUGCAGACAUUUAAAUGGUUUUAGUUCAUGCCAAAGUAUAAACUAGAACAAAAUUUUUGCCUUGUCUGAUCCAUGAAUGAAGGUAAUAAAGCUUCAAAUAACCUUUAAAAUGGUGUUUCAGCAUAAAUUAGUAACUUAUUGAUUUAUCAGUGUAAUGAUGAAAGCUUUCUGUGUAUCAAAGAUGAGCGUAGCUUUCAUUUGCCUGUGGUCUUCUUGCUGAGUGUGACUUCCAAAUACAUCUUGAGAUAAAUCAUUCAAAUUUUACUCAGCUGUGAAGGAAAAUGAGGAUAAUGAGCUUAAGCUGUGCUUAGUUCAUGCCCUAACGAUGCUCACCUUUUCCUUGUUAGGCCUGAUUACAAACUAAAGGACUCCACCUGUUCUGACUGGAAAAGCCUCACAGGAAAGGAGACUUUGAUAGAAUAGUUUUUUUACAUUUCUGCGAUUGCAGUGGCUCUGCAGAGCUUUGCCUUUGUGAUAUAGCACAAUUUUGUUGAAAGCCUGGCACUGAGCCGGGCAUUUGGGCUGUGUAGAGACACACCUGGGAGCCAUGCAAGCACCCACAGAGCCCCAGUGCCCUGGGCUUCCCAUGGCCCGGGCUCCAGCUGAUGGGAGUUUCAGCAUCAUCAUUGCCUGGGGAGCUGGAGAUGGGCCAGCCCUGCUCUGGGCAGUGGCAGAGCAGUGGUGCCCUGAGCCAGCAGCAGAGACUGCUGAGCCCUGCGGGGCUGCGCUGCCCCAGGUGCUGCCCAUAAUAACCCUGGCAGCUGGGCUUAAUUAGCCUGGGCAAGGACUGCCUCCCCUCACUUGGGACCUGAAGCUGCUAGAGAAGGGUUCUGCUUCUUUUCCAAGAAAUGUGUCUCCUGGGUUUGAGUAAGGUGAGUGUUUUAUUGUUAUUUUUGAGUUUGCACUAGCAAGGGAGCGGCUUUUACCUUUUGGUCAGGAGACCUUAUUUGCUUCUGUAGAGGUUGGCCUAAAGAGCAGGGGUGGUAGCUGGGAUCUCCAUGGAAGUGCUGUGCAGCAAAAGUACUUCUGACCUGCAGGUAGAAUGUUCAAUAAAUCCCUUUUAUAUUUAAGCCUAAGUGUUUGUAUAAGGUUUUAUUAAGACACAGCUUUGUCUUGGUUAGCUCAGUCUCUUCCAGGGUAAGGUAAAGAAGUCGCCCUGAACUUGAAGUUUGUGGUCAUUUAACUGGUUUAUUUGAGCUGAUCUAAAUGUGUUUGUUAUGUGUUUUUUCUGGAGCAUUUUCAGCUCUUACAGCUUCAAGGUUGCCUUGUAUGUAUACAGGACUUGUACGUAACAUAUCACUAAAAUGUUUUAACCUAUGUCCUCUCAGCUUUCUCUAUAAAUGCUGUAAAAACUCUUUGCUGGUGCAAGUUAACUUAGCAAAGGGCUUUAGAAUUUUCUUUAAUAGGUAGAAUACUUUGCAUUUGUAUUUGACUUGCAGGUAAAAGAGGACAUUAACUCAUUCCUCAUUCAUUUGUGAGGGUCUAUUUUGGCGUUUCUUUGUCGAUUGUUUUGCCAUUUGCACAUCCAUGGUGGGAGGAUGUGCUCUUUACCAGACUUUGAGUGGAAGUGCUGUGUUAAAAAAGGCUGUGUCUGUGGAGUGGAAUUUAAGGCAGAGGCUAUGGAACAGCCUUCAUGGAUGUGCUGUCAGACCUGGCUCCUGCUGAAGGCAGUGGCAAGUGUGGCCUGGCAGCAAAGUCCCAGCUGUGAAACAACAGGGGAGCUUCUCCUGUGAGGAGAAGGGGGGAAAUGAGAUUGUCCCAGCGUGAUGGAUGUGGAGGAGGCAGGAGGGGAAGCUGAACAGGGCUGUGGAAACACGAGCUAACAGGCACAGCAUGGCUGUAGCCCUGUGAGAGCCUCAGCUCUUUGCAGAUUUCCUGCAGCCUUAUGCAAGCUUCAGUGGCUUCUUGCUGGCUUCAUUACAAUCCAUGGGGAAAAUGACUGUUAAAAGGAUAGUCUGAAGCAAAAAUAAAACCCUUUGAGAUUGUUUGAUGCUCAGGAAGGCUCUGGAGAGCAGCUCUGAGACAGCUUUGGCUACUCUCAGGUUGUGAGUCACAGCUUUUCCUGGGGUGGUAGCUGGGAUGGUGUUUUGGCCUGUAAAUGCAUCCAUGGAACAGAUGUUGGGGGGGUUGUGUUUGUGUGCUCUUAAAAAUCUUCUCAAAGUGAUUUUCUUGGCUGCUGGAUUAUUGUAAAAUUCUUUUUGGAAUAUUUGGGUAGUCAAAAUUUCUAAGUGAAGUUCGAGGUGUAUAGAAAAAUGGAUUUGUUUGCAUCUGUCAAAUUAUUAAUUGCUUGCUUGGAUUUUAUGUUUUUGAAAUGUUUUAGAAGUGGUUUGUUUUUUUUCCAAACUGAGAUCAGGUCAUCAACAGUGAGCUAUUAUGUCCCCAGACAAGAAUAAUUCACCGUUUCAUUAAGUUCUGGUAUUGCUAUAAACAUCCAAUACUUCAGUCACAAUUGUGUUUGCUGAGUUCCUCAGUGCUCUGUUGCUGUUCCUGAGGAUAUGUUGUAGUUUGUUCUUUGAUUUAAUAGAUAUUUGUGGAAUAUUGUGAGCAGUAUCUUCUUUGAAUUGAACGUAAACUAUGGUGUGUAUAUCUUUUAAAGGGAACUUACAAUGUUGAUACUGAUGGAUAGCAGGAUGCUAUAUUUAAUAUGCCACAGAAUCAGAAGAGGCCGCAGUGUACUUAUGUGACGGGGAUUAAAAAGAUAUUAAGUAGUUUUCUCUGUAAUGAGAUUCUGUUGGAACUCAUUUGACUUCUGCCCCCAAACAGAAUUACAUCACUUUUAAGAUUGCUGCUUAAUCCGAAGCAGCUAGAUAAGAUUAGACAUAUUAGAAGCAAAUUUCCACUAAAUUUCAAGUUUCUUCUUUUCUGUCCUGGAUUAGGUGAGGAUGUUUGAAGCUGGUGCUUUGGUUUGUGUUCACUUUCAUAUUCCUUUCAAUCCUGUAAAUGGUCUCCAGGCCUAGUGCUGAAGUAGGUUUGCAAACAGACUCCUCUGUGUGGCCUCAGACCUGGGUCUUGGCUUUUUUGUUUGUGUGUGUAUUAAGUUUUGGGUUGUUUGGGAGGUUUGGUUUCCUGGUAGGUGCUACUAAUAGUUUCAAGUAACUGUGCACUGUUUUUGCCAAACACUGUUUCUGACAGGACUUCUCUAUUUCGGUGCUUUUUAUUAGUGGCUGUCAGGAGCCUGAAUGCUGUGAAGUAUGCAUCCUAAUAGAUCAGAAACUGUAUUUAUUGGCUGUUGCAUUUCCUGGUGGUUUGAAUAUCUUCUGCAUCACAUGUCUGAAGGAGUGGGCAGAAUAAGCCUCUGACUGUCCAGCACUCCCUGCUUGACACAGAACUUGAUUGCUUCUGAUAUUUCUUUACAUAAAUAAACCAAUAUCCCUAAGUUACCUUACAGCAAUCAACUGCAUCAUUUUCUGCGCAGAAGCUGAAUGUGCUGUUAGGAAGCCAUAGAAACAUUGAUGACAAAAAUUGCUUGUAACAUUGGAAAUGCUAGAAAUGCUUCAGUUAUUGUUACCAUGUUAGAGGGAUGGUUAUAAUUUUUGUUGUACCUUCACGUUACUGCAGAACUACACCCCCAAAUGUGGUUUCUCUCUCUUCCAAAGCCCAAGGUCCACCUGGGGAAGCAGUGAAGGACAGCAAACCUCUGCACUCUCAGGGAACCUCUGUCAGAGCACAUAGGAAUCUGCUGGAAUCUCAAAACAUUCCCAGUUAUCCCUGCCUUGCCAGGGACAAGCAUGAAGGAAGCUAUUGCUAAUAUUUGCAUGCUUACUGGUGUGGAAACUUCCUUGAUAACAUGCAUUAACAGCUGCAGAUGAAUUCUUCCUGUAAUUUGAUUUUUAAAAAUUAUUUAAGUAUCUUGCUGUCCACACAGCCCUAUUCAAUUGCUGCAGAGAACAAGGUAAAAACUGUACUUCUACACACUGCUUGUAGGUUGUUCUGGUUAGCUGGGAAACUGGGGCUGCCCUGAUAAAAUUCCAUACAUUGAAGGCUGAAGACAGAUCUGUCAGCACAUCCUCAGAAUUACUGAUUUCUCCCCAAAAGAUGUACCAGUAUCAGCUGGCAGCUAACUGCUCGGCUGAAUUCUGCCCUGUGAGUCAUUUGCUAAAAGAAAAUUGUUUCUUGGGAAUUAACAACUUGAUAAAUCAAAUUGCUGCUAACGUAACUAAGGAUACCUUACUGGCAUAGAGCUACUGCUUGUCACUCCGUGUUGUGCUCUAAUGGCAGUGAAGGGCCUGGAAAGCAAUUUUAUUGUUUACUCUUAUGCCUGUGUAAAUAGCUAAUUUAUCCUAAUGACUGGAUGGGACCUAAUUGGAAGUGAGUUUUCAAGGAUGUGAUAUUCAUAUUAAUUAUGACUGUGAACUGGCCAUCAGGAAGACUCUUAUCUGCUCAAUCCUCUAAAUGCUGGUAAACAUCAUUAUCUUUUCUAAUGAGCUGUGAUGAGCACAGCACUGUUCAGCUCUGCAAGUAUGGUGGGGGUGUCUGGUCACCAAAACCAUUUCCCCCAGAGUUUCCAACAGAUCAGAAAUGCUUAUGGGGACUUCCAGGGCUCCUGCAUUUCCAAGAUGCAGUUUGGUUUUCUUUUGCCAAGGUCAUAUCCCUGAAAAGGAGUGGCACUGGGGCAGAAGAGCUGGAUUUUGCUCACAGCUCCGUGCUGGCCUGUUCUCUGGGGGACCUUGCAGAGGUGGCUUUGUUCUGUGCAGCAGAAAGGGUGGUGGCUGCACAGAGGUGCUGGGGUGUGGAAAUGCCAACAGAACCUUGCCACAGGAAACCCUGCAGCCAGCUGCAGCCAGCAAACGUUGCUGUGCUCUGCUGUUCAAGUGAUAAAUACGGGGAGAAAAAUGAAAUUCAGCUCUUACGACACAAUAGGUUUUUACACAGUGGAACUGUUAAACAUUUCCAUUGAGAGAACAAAAAUAUUCUGUAGCACACACCCUAUGAAAUCCAUAAAAUACUGCUACAGAAAGAACACUAGAACUGGCAGUAUGCUGUUGGCUUAGUGUUGUUUUUGCCUCUGUUGAAAGAAAUUUAAAUAUUUAAUACUAUAGCUUUUCAAGUCAGAAGGUAACCAGUCGGUUCACUGUGACCAUGCUGCCUUUCACACCUCAUUCAGCUUCUGGGUUGUGGUUUGAUACAUUUGCAAGUGAAAAAUAACUGUGGAAAAAGUUAAUCAUGGUUGAAGCAAUUCCUUUUUUUAUUAAUGCAAGCACAUCCAGUCAAACACAGAAUAUCCUGCUUUAUGGUACAGCUUUAUAUUUAGCAUUUCAGCUCAGAAUAGCAAAACACGGUUUUUAAGGAAUGUAUCAAACGUAGGGAGGAAAAAUAAAAGGGAACCAAUGUAGAUACUGCAAGGAUUUCAAGUAUAUGCUUGGACUGAUUGACCGGCGAAGUGCACAUUCAUGUGAAAGCUCUUUCAUACAUUUACAGAAAGUGUUCUAAAAUUGAAUUUCAAAUAUAUAUUUUUUUCUUAAAUUUUAAGCAUCCCUUUUAAACUUCAAUUACAUAAACAAAGCUGAUAUACAAUCCCUCAUAUAGUGUCUGACAAUGUUACUAGCUAGAACGUCUCUGAAAGUGCAAAACACUGUAAUAAUACAGUAUAAAUAUUCUUACUGGAAUCCAGGGCUGAAGGCCAGAACUUCAGCACAGGAAAAAAUAGCAGCAGGUCAUAAGAAUUAUCCCUUCCCCUUUCCAGGCUGUUCUUGUUAACAGUUAGUAUUCUACUUCUUCUUUCCUCAUGGUGUAACUUGCUUUUGUUUCUCUUUGAUGCUAAUGCUAUGGGAAUAGCAAAAUGUUGAUUUGUCUCCCUUCCUUACAUCAACUUACUCCUCUAAUUGUAAGUAUUUGUCAAGGGGGAAGUGGAAGAGGGAAAACAUUUUAAUUUUUCACCGUGCUCCAGGGCCAAUAAUGCAAAUUUCUGCUAAGUGCUUGCAGAUGCUGCAUCAAACAGUGGCACUGCUCUUGGCUGUAGGCACUCGGGCAAGGAGUCUGCUGGGCUGGAAUCAACCAGACCCUCAGUCCAGCAAGUCUUGCCCCUUCUUCAACAGAAGGCAGAGUAAGAUAAACACCAAGAGCUGGUCAUUUUUAA
This is a messenger RNA of Taeniopygia guttata (zebra finch), 11717 nucleotides long. It is a transcript of the gene CSGALNACT2, whose product is annotated as chondroitin sulfate N-acetylgalactosaminyltransferase 2. Gene Ontology annotation, cellular component: Golgi cisterna membrane. The record is from RefSeq and is a predicted model, not a curated record. Gene Ontology annotation, molecular function: glucuronosyl-N-acetylgalactosaminyl-proteoglycan 4-beta-N-acetylgalactosaminyltransferase activity. NCBI's taxonomy places the organism in Eukaryota, Metazoa, Chordata, Aves, Passeriformes, Estrildidae.